Messenger RNA from Phytophthora nicotianae INRA-310, 3114 nucleotides. RefSeq lists its product as hypothetical. Gene Ontology annotation, molecular function: tubulin binding. The record is from RefSeq and is a predicted model, not a curated record. Gene Ontology annotation, cellular component: centrosome; centriole; nucleus. Lineage: Eukaryota; Oomycota; Peronosporomycetes; Peronosporales; Peronosporaceae. Bases 1 to 3114 code for a protein of 1037 amino acids. Gene Ontology annotation, biological process: centriole elongation; cilium assembly. The transcript is spliced from 4 exons.
AUGGCGCCUGGUCGGCUAGAGACUCGCGCGUGGCGCAAGGAGAACGACGCCGGUAACCGACGCGUCAGUAUCACCUCCAGUGAGGACAACCCUGUUCCUGGUGCCAAUGUCCCAUUCGAAGAGCUGCUAGCUCGAGAGCUGCGUAAAUCAGGAGGAACAGGCGCUAAAUUUGCAGUAUCAGCAAGUGGCAAAGCGGCCACGAAGCCUUUUCUCAAGAAAGGCGCGCGUGGAUGGUGGAUGCGACAACCAGGUGCCAAGCAGAAGGUGGUUAAGCACACGCUCAUGUCUAUGGGAGAAGAAGAUGCUAGUAGGACAACACCGGUGAUGCAGAGAAAGCAGCAGAAAGAACAGCAGAGGAGGAGAAGGUCUUCGUCAGCUUCUUCGUCGAAAACUCUUUCUCCAGUCGCGACAUCACCGGAGCAGUUUCGGAUUGACCCAGCACCGCCACAGACACUUUCACCGCCAGUGUCUCCAAUUCAGCGGACGCAAUACAGCAGUAACCAGGUGGAUAAUGACGCCGAUGAGGAGCUGCAGAGGAGGCAGCAGAAUGAGGAAUUUGCUGCGUGGAAGAAUGCAUCGUUUCGCUCUACAACGAGUACCGACAUGGGCUUGAGAAACGUGAGACAGUCGUAUGAGGCCAUGCAAGAGCGUGAAGCCAAUGAAAUGGCGGAGUUUGAGGCGAUUGAGCGAGAUCUGGCCUCAGAGAAAGAGGCAUACUUGAAGGAGAAGCAGCAGCAAGAGCAGCAGCAGCAGCAGCCAUUUGCACAAGUUGAUCCACUUCACGAUAACCAAGAUGACCACUGGGGGCUGCCGUAUUCUUCGUUUGUGUCGGAGCUUCAUGAUCAGGAACAAUCAAGGUGGCAGACAGCCGGUUCAGGGUCGAUUUUUGACGAUAGUCUGGACGAAGGAGCGGACUCAGCACUUGUCUAUGACGACCACUCAGCUCUGUCAAAGGACGACUGGAUGACUGGGGAUGAUGGGCUUACCAACCAACUUCGCUCACAUUUUGGUUACGGUAACACACCUUCCGACCUGAGCGCUGUUAGCUUUGAUGAUUCUGUGCCGUGGGACGAUGGUUUAUCGUUUCAGCCACGACAACACUCGGAACAUGAACAGCCUUCUACCGCUGAUGCUGCUGAGCUAACCCCUCAAAGCAACCAGAACAGUUCAAUUGAUCCAGUAAUCGCAACCACCAGACUACAAGCAAGUGGACGCGGAGUACAUUUCGCGGACUCUGACGACGAUAGUAUAGACGCUCUCGGGUACGAUAUACCUGAGGGCGAUGCACCUGUUUCGUCGUUAGUUCAGCAAGUAUUUGGAGGCAUUAAGCAGGAUGACGGCAAUAGUAGUGACAUCCCUUCCGCUGAGGGUUAUAAGGACUCGAUGGAUGCUGGAGGUGAUGGGAACAUGAGAAAUCUAUCUCCGCCACCGCUGCCUGCUCAGGACAAGUCCUUAUCGACGCUCAAGCAGAAAUUGCGCGGAAAGCAAAAAGCACCCGUUUCAAGAGCAACAACAACCAAAAGAAAAGGAACGAAUCCCCCAAAACAGAAGUCUGCCGCACAUUCGCGCACUACUACGAAACAGAAAACUGGAGCAAAUACAGGGAAACUGACACAGCCUCGAGAUAGAGCGUCACCUACAGGCCCUUCUGGUAUGAUCCUACCCGCUGUUAUCGAAGAAAAGCUGUAUGAGCUGGAGGAAGAAGUCAAGUUUUACAAAUCUGAGACGCUUCAGCUUCAAAAACGCAAGGACUAUUACGACCAAGAAGUGAAGAAGUUAGCCCUUGAGCGGGACGAGUUUGCCCGUUAUCAACAGGAACAGCGUGUUCUAAUCGAAAAGGAGUGGGAACGGGAGCGAGCUAAAAUGAAAAAAGAGGAGAAGCUUCAGGAGCGACAAUGGAAGUUGCGUAUGAAUGCUACCAUAGCUCAUCAGGAUCGAAAAGACCGCGGUGAAGUGGAAAUGCUCAAGGCGCAGAUCGUGAAGAUGCAGCUCGACGAGAAAGCGCGUGUGAGUAAAUGGAUGGCUGCGAACGACAACUUGCGGCAGCGUGUUGCGGAACUUGAGGAGAAGAACCGGGAGCUUAGUGACGAAAUCAAAUUUCUCGAGAAAGAUCGCCUGGAGCAGUGGGAAAAGUACGAACGCUUAUUAAAAGAGCGACAAGAAGCACCCAAAUCGGCUUCACAACCUGAUUAUAUCUCUGCAGUCGGCGAGAAACACGAACUUCACACGGUGGAUGAUGUUUUAGCGAUCAAAGGAACAGCCGACGAGCUAUUACAGAGGUGGAAUUUCGCUCAGGGUGAUGGUUCAACUCAAGAGGAGAAAGAUCACACACCUAAAUCGAGUUAUGAACACCAGCAACCAAACGUCGUGGACGUUGACAUCCCGAAGCGGUACAGUUUAGAUCGAGAGGGUUUUCACCCUUCGAGCGAGCCGGGAAACCUCGAGAGCGUGACGAAUGUUGGUGCUACUUAUGAGUGGGCACUACCUGAUGCUGAGGACGACAAAGCUCUGUAUACAACCGAUUACUCUAGUGGCGAAGCGGAUGCCGCCAUCUCAGCGUCAACGUCAUCCUUGCCGGAGCACAAGGCGGUAUUGCAAGAGAUUAACCAUCCUUGUGGGAAGAAAGAGUUGCUGUUUACGGAUGGCAGCAAGAAAAUCAUUUUCUCGGACGGUAAUGAGAAAGAAAUCGAUGCAAACGGCCACGUCGUCAUCAAAUUCACGAACGGUGACCAUAAAGAGGUCUUCCCGGACACGGGGAUCAGUGUAUAUUACUACCACGAGGCUCAAACGAAGCUAACAACGUACCCGGACAAUAGGAAAGUGUACGAGUUCCCGAAUCAACAGAUCGAAACAAGUCUGCCUGACGGAACGACGGAAAUCCAGUUCGCUGACGGCAUUAAGAAGACAAUCCGCCCGAACGGCGACGAGUUCUCCGUGUUUCCGGACGGAACCACAAUGCUGGAGCAGCCUGGUGGUCUGCGCGAGGUGACGCUGCUCAACCAAAAGAAGAUCCGCUACUUCCCGGACGGACAGAUGGCCUGUGUCUCCCCUGGUGGCCAGGAGACUCGCGUUCGCUCCGACUCGGAGCUCAAGCAGCUCAUGGAGACCACGUAA